Molecule: messenger RNA, 4729 nt
Organism: Teleopsis dalmanni
Lineage: Eukaryota; Metazoa; Arthropoda; Insecta; Diptera; Diopsidae
Biological process (GO): negative regulation of sodium ion transport; positive regulation of potassium ion import across plasma membrane; monoatomic ion homeostasis
Cellular component (GO): cytoplasm
Molecular function (GO): ATP binding; protein serine/threonine kinase activity; chloride channel inhibitor activity
Source: RefSeq, a predicted model, not a curated record
AAAUUAUUUUGGUAUUUGUAGUAUUACGUAGUGAAAUUGCUGUUUUUAAUGUAUUUUCAUUAAUGCAUAUGUGCGUAAACAAGCUUAUGUAAAUAAUUAUGUGUUUGACAUUUUUUAUUGAUUCCGGUUUCUUUAAUGUUGAAUAUACCAAGCUCAAGUCAAAUAGUCCUGUGGGUGCAAUAAAUAAUUUGUUAUAUAUUCCUAUGCGUAAACUACUUCAGAAACCUGACAGAUUCGCUUUCCUAUAUCAGUUCCCGGUGUUGGAAAGUUAUAUAAUGUAUAUUGAUUAACUUUCUAAUAAAUACAUUAAACUUUUCGUAAGAUCAUGCAAAUAAAUUUAUUUCUGUAAUUCAAUACGGCAAAGGACAAUAUUGAUUCCUGCAGCUGUUUUCCGGUAAGAUGUGCUCGGGAAGACUACAGGCACCCCGCAUGCAAUGAGCAUAACAAUAACUGCUUUUCUAAAUUUUCCCUUGGAAACGUUACAAGCUUACAAAAAAAAACAUUUCAGCUGAAUAAAUUAUUUAAAAUAAAAAUAGGUGAUCAAACGAAUACAUCAUUCUUUUACCAUAAUCUAAAACACCAAACUAAAAAGAAGUUUAAAACUGAAUACACGCAAAAGGAAUUAACUCGUUUUGGAUCAGAAGAAAACGUGUGCAUUAUUAAACCCAAUAUAUUAUACAGAGUUAUAAUACAAUUUUCAAAUGGAACUAAAAGAAAAUCUGGCGCAAGUAACAAAUACAUUUCAAGAAAACAAAAUGAGUUCAACUUCCAUACUAUAUUAAUGGAAUGUGACCUUUUUAGUUACUGUUAUUUUGACUUUGAACACUUUAUUAGAACAUAUAUAUAUAUUGAACUUUCUAACAGAAAACUAAGGAAAAAUGAGCUACAAAAUAGCGGAUGUCAAAACAUAUUAGUAACUAAAACAAGUAGUAAGAAAACAAAGACAAAAUUAAAUAAACAAAAUGUAAAUUAUUUGAAGAUUGAAGAUUAUAAUUUAAAUAUACGCUAUAAAAUUGUACCUAAAAGUAAGCUUCAUGAAAGAAAUGUUUUUAAAUUUACAAUAAAUAACGUCUUAUCAAAAAUGGAAACCAUGAAAAAAGUGAUUGAUUCACCUCAGGCACCUACUACAACUCGUCGUGUUGGAACGGUUUCUUUCGAAGACAGUAAAGAAAAGUCGUCUAAGCAAUAUACGCAAAACAUGAACCAGGAGAACAUGAACGUAUUAUCAGAACCUGUCAUAUUUAAAUCACCCUCAGUAGUGCAAAUGCCUACUGCCACUACAUGUAAAGCUGUUGAAAAGUUUAAUCCAAAUAUGCGUUUCAUCCGCAAAAAUGUUGAACAAUCUAUUAAGAACAUCAAUUCUAAUUACAUGGAAUUUGAAACAGAAUUUCCUAGAGAUUAUGAUGAUAAUAUUGAAAUGCUAUCAAGAGAGGCUGAACAUUUAGAAAAACAAUUUUGUACCCCAACACGCACAAGUACAACUGAAGUAAAAUUGCAAGUAAUACAUAAUAAAGCUAACGAUGAUUACAUUAACUUUAAUAACAUUGAUCAGAAAUCUACUUCCUGUUUAAAUUCUAAACAUAUCGGAUUUAAAGUGGAAGAAAAAUUAGAUGAAAAAUUUUCUGAAGUAAGUACAGUGGAGAAAGAAAAUGCAAAAUCAUUUUACAGCGAUUCAGAAGAAAAACCUUUAAAUCAAUCGGGCGUACACUCGAGUACUGAAAGUAAAGGUACAGCUACUCCCAUUCAAGUAGGUAGUACUGUAACAAGUACAAUAAAAAUUGCUUCAUCAAAAGAUGAUGAUGACGAACCUAUAGCAAUGUCUCCUUGUGGUCGUUUCUUUAAAUACGAUAAGGAAGUUGGUAGAGGAUCAUUUAAGACCGUAUAUCGUGGCCUAGAUACCGAAACUGGAGUAGCAGUCGCUUGGUGUGAACUUUUGGAUAAACAAGUAAAAAAAAGUGAACGAACUCGUUUUCGAGAAGAGGCAGACAUGCUUAAAAAAUUGCAACAUCCAAAUAUAGUGCGAUUUUAUACUUAUUGGGAGUUCACAAUUUCUCGGAAAAAAAAUAUUGUUUUGGUAACUGAGUUAAUGCUGUCGGGAACUUUAAAGUCGUAUUUGAAGCGCUUUAAGAAAAUAAAUCCCAAAGUGUUAAAGUCAUGGUGUCGUCAAAUAUUGAAAGGCUUACAUUUUUUACAUACACGACCUCUGCCUAUCAUUCAUCGUGAUCUAAAAUGUGAUAAUAUAUUCAUUACCGGUACAACGGGAAGUGUUAAAAUUGGUGAUUUAGGCCUUGCAACUUUAAAAAAUCGAUCGCAUGCAAAAUCCGUUAUCGGUACUCCAGAAUUUAUGGCACCUGAAAUGUAUGAAGAACAUUAUGAUGAGUCGGUUGAUGUUUACGCAUUUGGGAUGUGCAUGUUAGAGAUGGCAGUAUCGGAAUAUCCUUAUAGUGAGUGCAAAGGACCAGCACAAAUUUAUAAAAAAGUAAUAUCAGGAAUAAAACCCGCAGCUCUCGCAAAAGUUGAAGAUCCCAAAGUACGAGAAAUUAUCGAAAAAUGUAUUGAGCUUAAGAAAGAAGAUCGCCCUAGCUGUAAAGAUUUACUUAAUUCUGAAUUUUUUGAAGAAGAUAUUGGAAUUCGUGUUGAACCAACAGCUACUGAAGCUUUUUUAAAUAACUCGGUAAAUAAUAUUAUAGAAUUUAGACUUCGUUUCCUUGAUCCGAAAAAACGUUCUUCUAAACACAAAGAAAAUGAAGCUAUUCAAUUUGAAUAUGAUAUAAAAAAGGAUGAUUGUGAACAAAUUUGUCAUGACAUGACUAAAGAAAAUAUUAUUAACGAAGAAGACACGAGAUCAGUGAUUCGUCUUUUAAAAGUACAAGUAUUUUCAUUAAUAAGGGAAAGACUGCAACGACAAACACAAUUACAACUUCAAAACGAAAAAUCACGUUUAGAAAAAUUAGCCUUACAGAAACAACGGGAAAUGCUCUUACCGGAAGAAGAUGAAGACGAAGCAGAUUCAGAAGAAGAUGACGAUGAUUUGAAAUGGGUUUCAAAGAUGGAGUUAACUGAAUCUAAAGAAAGUGAUGUUAAAACAAAGUCUGUUACAAAUAUUAAUAAAAGUACUAGUGCAGAAAUUAUUCUUAAUGAAAUUCAAAAUGAUAUUAUCAUUUCAAAUAGUGAACAAAAUUUGCCCGAUGAAAAACAGCAGAUACAUAAUCAAAUAUUAAAUCAGGAUUCUUUUGAAACUUUACCAAAUAUUUUGCAAAGUAAUGCAAACAUUCAAACUCAAUUACAACAGCCUGAAAAAUGUUCAAAUGACACACAUAAUCAACAUCAAUUAGAUUUAAAGGAAAAUAUGGAUAUUAAUUUGGAAAAAUCAGUUCAUUUUUAUGACUCUGCUAAUAAACACCCAUUUCAGGUGCCAAACAAUGAUCAUCAAUCACUAUUAUACAUAAAUAAACUUACAAAUUCACAAAAUUUAUCAACAGUUAAUGGUGACAACAAAAACCAACAAGGCGAUGAAAGUUCAUUGCAAGUAUUACAGGAUAAUAGCUUUUUAUCACAUAUUGCUCAAGCAUCUAUCCAACAUAAUCCUGAAGUUGCAUAUCAUCAAGAAACUGUACAGGAUAAAUUGUCUGCCAUGACAUUAAAUAUUAACAAGACGACUGCACCACAGUGUUUAGAAACAAGUACCAUAUAUCCUAAUGAUUUGAAUAAAGUUUCGGAUAUUUCAACGGAUGAUGGCCAAAGUUCACGACUUCCAAAACAUCGGCGAAUGUAUCGUAAUGGGUCUGAACGUGUUCCGAAACUUACUAUUACUGGAAUAGAAAAUGCAACAGUUAUAAAUUGUCAAAUGGAAAAUAAACCGAAUACGAUUACUUUUAAGUUUGAUAUUUGCGACGUUAAUCCAAUGGAUAUUGCUAACAAAUUGGUCACUCAAAGUCUACUAUCGCAAUGUCAAUGCAGUAUUUUUGUUGAGUUAAUAAAUGAUAUAAUUCAGCAAGUAAAGUUGGAUCCAAAUUUUCUUCACACUUCAAAAAACUUAGUCCAGGACGCUGAAGAGCAAAGUAUCCAACCAGUCAAAACUUAUAAUAUUACGGAAACUAUGGUAUGUGGAGAAAAGAUUUCGAAUCCUGCCAUCAAUUCACCUUUAUCACCAAACUCCGAAAGUUGCUUACAUUCAAAGAAUGAAGUUGAUCUUCAAUACAUAAAUAAGCAUAUUCCAAUAGAAGAUAAUAACACAACAGCGAAAAAAAAUACUUCUUCUGGUUGCGAUAAUAUAAAUAACAGUGAUACACAUGAAUCUACUUCGGUAUCUAGAAAAACCAGUACAUCAGAAUAUACAUCAUUGUCGUCAGAUUGCACUCCUGAUAACACAAUUACCACAUCACCUUCGGUACCAUAUCCUGAACAUAAAAUAAGUUUUGAUAUAACUAAUGACAGCGAUUUAAUUCUUAAUGAAGUACCAGAUAAUGGAGGCUGUUCAUCCCAAACAGAAAAUAUUUUUACAGAUAAAUGUACCAACGACGAUCAAAAAUUAGCAGAAACUGAUUUAAAAUUGCACGACGAAGAUAAUAAAAAUUUUACUUCACCAAAUACACGAAAAAUAUCUCGUUUUCUUGUUCACAACGUACAAUCUAAUAGUGCUGUAGAGUUAAAUCCGGGUGUCAAUAUUAUGGAAAUCAGUGAUAAUAUCGAAAAGAAUGCAGAUGAUGUAUUAGAUAUACGUGAUAGU